Pteropus alecto (black flying fox) is the source of this 4257-nucleotide messenger RNA. It is a transcript of the gene CCR4, whose product is annotated as C-C motif chemokine receptor 4. Gene Ontology annotation, cellular component: membrane. Gene Ontology annotation, biological process: inflammatory response; immune response; chemotaxis. Bases 15 to 1097 code for a protein of 360 amino acids. Gene Ontology annotation, molecular function: C-C chemokine receptor activity. The record is from RefSeq and is a predicted model, not a curated record. NCBI's taxonomy places the organism in Eukaryota, Metazoa, Chordata, Mammalia, Chiroptera, Pteropodidae. The transcript has a single exon.
CUGUAGGUUUGAAAAUGAACUCCACGGAGAUAGCAGAAACGACCCCGGAUGACAGCCUCUAUAGCAAUUACUAUCUCUCUGAAAAUAUCCCCGAGCCUUGCAUCAAAGAAGGAGUCAAGGCAUUUGGGGGGCUCUUCCUGCCUCCUCUCUACUCCUUGGUCUUUCUGUUUGGUCUGUUUGGAAAUUCCAUGGUGGUUCUGGUCCUGUUCAAGUACAAGCGGCUCAGGUCCAUGACUGAUGUGUACCUGCUCAACCUCGCCAUCUCGGACCUUCUCUUCGUGCUCUCUCUUCCUUUCUGGGGCUACUACGCUGCAGAUCAGUGGGUGUUUGGAUUAGGUCUCUGCAAGAUUAUUUCCUGGAUGUACUUGGUGGGCUUUUACAGUGGCAUAUUCUUCAUCAUGCUCAUGAGCAUCGACAGAUACCUGGCGAUCGUGCACGCGGUGUUUUCCUUAAGAGCCAGGACUGUGACGUAUGGGGUCAUCACCAGCUUGGCCACGUGGUCAGUGGCUGUAUUUGCCUCCCUCCCAGUCCUUUUAUUCAGCACUUGUUACACAGAGCACAACCAUACCUACUGCAAGACCAAAUACUUGUUCAACGGCACGAGGUGGAAGGUUCUGACCUCAGUGGAGAUUAACACUCUAGGAUUGGUGAUUCCCUUAGGGGUCAUGCUGUUUUGCUACUCCAUGAUCAUCAGGACCUUGCAGCACUGUAAAAAUGAGAAGAAGAACAAGGCAGUGAAGAUGAUCUUUGCAGUGGUGAUUCUUUUCCUGGGGUUCUGGACACCAUACAAUGUGGUACUCUUCCUGGAGACCCUGGUGGAUCUAGAGGUCCUUCAGAACUGCGCCUUUGAAAGACACCUGGACUAUGCCAUGCAAGCCACAGAGACCCUGGCUUUUGUUCACUGCUGCCUUAAUCCAGUCAUUUACUUUUUCCUGGGAGAGAAAUUUCGCAAAUACAUCAUACGGCUCUUCAAAACCUGCAGGGGCUCUUUCAUGCUCUGCCAAUACUGUAGGCUCCUCCCAAUUUACUCCCCUGACACCCCCAGCUCAUCUUACACACAGUCCACAGUGGAUCAUGAUUUCCAUGAUGCUCUGUAAAAAAUGAAAAUGCAAAAGACAGAGUUAAUAAGCUUCUCAAACUAAGAGCUUACUUAAAAUUGUAUUAUAGGAAGAAUUCCCCUGAGCAAGUGUCAGCAAGAAGACUUACAUCCAUUGCAGAAAGUAGGGCUUCUCACCCUUCAGUCAGCUUCUCCUCUUGCCACAUGCCAGUUCAGUCCUGCAAGAGUUCACCCAGCCCGAGGUGUCCUUCCCCACCCCAGGCUGGCCUGCCGGGAUGAAUAAACCGAGAAGGAUUCUGAGCAGUGUUGCAAAGCAGUUAUAAAUAAUAUUGGAAGGGGAAGACCAUUCUCUUCUAACCUGAAUUGAUGGAGUUCUCCUGAGGGAAUCAGAGAGAAUUGACUGGUGGAAAAAAUCGCUACUUCCUAGCUUUUGUGGAACAAUAUAAAAAACUUUGACAUGCUGUCCUAGUGUUUUUUCUAAUAAUAUACCUGAAGCCAGAUAUAGUCCAUGAAGCCAGGUCUACAUGGAAAUGAGUAGUGAAGUAAUGAACUUAGAUCUUGAUUAUUUUAUUAUAAAGGAUUAUUUGUUAAUGGAAGCCAAAGUAUUUAUGCUAAUUCCAAGUGUAAGAUUAUAAAGGCAUUAUAAAGUAUGACAAUGCUUCCUUUAUCAUUUUAAAGGGCCUGUCUCCAAGUGAGGCAGGAAUAAUCAACUGAAAGUUAUUGCUGAUGUGACAUAAAAAUGACUGUCAAAAAAUUACAAAAUUGUGAAAAGUGCCAUCCACUCUUUUUAAAAUAUUGGCCCUGGUUUUUAACUUUUGGAUGACUCAAAAGGUCAUUCUUAGAAGUCAUUUUAAUUAGGUAAUUAAUCAUUUUAUAUCAUGAAGAGAAAUCUCUGUUCUUACUCACAGCCUUAAUUAAUCACAAUUAAGCAAAGACAUUAACAAAGCUAGGCAUACUAGCUUUGUAGCGCCUUCGAAAACAAAAACCUAUCUUGCAAACCAUUAACUGAGUUAAUCAGUUAAAACAGCUUCUGCAAGUUUACACAUUAUCGCAUGCUCUGCAUUGAUAAAGAAUGCAUUUCUAGAAAAUUUACUUUCAGAAAAGUGAUUUUUAAAGGUACGCUGAUGUUGCCUUAAUAGAAAAAUAAAAUAAAAUAAACUUGUAUAUAAUACCACAGAGCCUUUUUUCCUGCUCAUGUUUGUGUUUGAUCUGAUGCAGUUGGGAAUCCGAGUGGCCGAUGUCCCCCUUGCCUCGCUUACUCAUCUUCACCACAACAUCUAUGUGACAAAGAUCAUACGGAUGUGCCCGAGGGGAGGAAUAGAGGGUUCUCUCUUAAGAUUUCUGCUUGGAGUGGAGAAUGGAGUCACUAUUGUGUUAUAGUGCCCCUGGAGAUUAGAGCGGAUAAGAAGUGAAGGCUGGGCUAGGUCCCUAGGCAGUUUCUUUGGAAAACCUCUGCAUGGUAUACUAGGGUCUGCCAAAUCCCAGCUCUGUGCAUUCCCUUCUGAGCCUGAGCAUGUGACUUUCCUCUCUUAGCCUCAGUUUCCUCUCAUCUGUAAAGCAGAAUAUAUUUCGGAAUGAUUGAAAGAAAGAACUCAGACAAUUAGUGCAAAGCACCGAUGUUCCUAGGUCGUAGAAAAAAGGUGGUUUUGGAUUAGCCCAGCCAGCAUUUCCCUUUCUUGGCAGAGCUUGUAAUUUUAUUCAAUUAAUCACAGUGAGAAGGAAAUUUCAGGAUAUCAAAAGACAAAGACUUGGCCAAAGGGGUUUUACUAUCCCUUCAUUCCUCAUCACUUAAACUGCUAAGCGAGGGUGAGGUGCAGACCACGCAGAUUCCAACCCUCCCCCCAAGGAUGGGGUCAGCCAUCACGUCAAGUCAUUUAGGGCUCCGCUUGUUCAAAGUUGAAGGGAUAUUUCCUUGGGAUGGGAAUUUAGAAUCUCUAGUGACACCCAAACACAACCCUCUGAGAACACUGAAAAGCAAGUUCCUUCCCAUUCAGUAACAGAAACAUAGAUAAGCAAACCAUCAUGAUUUCUAUACAAAAGUGGGUUGAACUUUAAUUUUUUUUAUCAAACAUUUGACUCAUUCCUUUCUUGUUGCAAUGUGCCUAGGGAACAUUGUUGCAAUGUUUCUAGGGAACACAGACUAGAUAUAAUUUGUUUAAGAACAGUAGAAACAGGUUUGCUUUUGGGGUGAUGUAAAUGUUUUGGAACCAGACAGAGGUGAUGGCUGCAUAACAUCGUACAUUUUUAAGUGAUUACUUUCAUAAUAUGUGAGUUUUACCUUAAUAAUUCUCCCACCAACAGCAAAAAUAAUAAUAGGAAGUAACCCUAUCAGUAUCUGUCCUAUAGUAGGCAUUCAAAUUAUAUUGAAUAAAUAAAUAUCAUCUGCUUCUCAGGAGCAGGAAAAGUGCAGGAUGAUGUCAAAAGGCCAUCUAACCUUUAGAGAGGUUUUUCCUAAGAAACUCACAACAAUGUGGAACAUUUGAUAUAAUUAAUUUCUACUCAUGGAAUGUUUAUUUUGUGCCAAGCAGAAUGUGAGAGAAUAAAAAGAUAAAGGAGGAAGUUCUGCAUUCAUUGAAUUUACAAUCUGGCGAAGGGAAACACAAACACAAGAUCAAUCAUAACGCAAGCAGGGCAGAUAAUAAUAAUAGAGUUACAAACGACAUUUGCUUUGGGACCCAAAGCGAAGGAGAAAUGGAUUCAAUUUCAUAUUUGUAUAAAUACAAUUAGCUUUUGAAGUGGGCUUUGUUAAAGGAGCAUGAUUUUGAUGAAUGGAAGGGAGGAAGAACAUUCUAGACUGAUGAAAUAGCAUAUGAAAAAGGCAGGGUGGUGUUACCAGUGUUUGGGGAGUGGUGAGUAGAAUUUUGUAGUUAAAGUGAAUAUGUUUGGGAUGGGGAAAAGGAGCAAACUAGGCAAAGAUGAGAGAGAUCAAAGAAAAAUUAUGGACCUAAGAGGCUCUGGUUUUGAGCUACUGAGUCAGCUGCCAUCCCAUAUUAAACUUGAAAAGACCGUUCGUGGAUGCUGCAGUGUGCCGUCCUUGUACCCCCUGUUCAGGACUGAAGCAUUCAUUCUACAGCUACCGGAAGUAUUAACAGCUGACAGUUUGUCCCCUGUCAGGAUUGUCCUCCAUGGGUGCAGUUCACAUCCAGUGACUGGACAAUGAUGGGAAACAAACACUUACCUUCUUGCCUUAAUUUGGGACA